Cladocopium goreaui is the source of this 6252-nucleotide messenger RNA. The record is from the annotation of a GenBank genome assembly. Lineage: Eukaryota; Dinophyceae; Suessiales; Symbiodiniaceae.
GCCUAUUCCUAUGCCACCUGUGGGAACCUGCGACAAGGGACUGCCGAGUUUUUCCAAAAGUCGCUGGCCGUAUUUCUGGAGGGUGAUUCUCUCCGGGUCUUCCACGCAGAGAGCACUUUGGAAGGGGGCUACUUGGGAAAUACCGGUUGCAGCAAAGUCUAUAAAUACUCGCAAAACCGGCAUUGCGGAGGUCGCGUAGCAAAGUUUUGGGAAGGGUCACUGGAUGAGCUCAACCAGUCCAAAGUUCAAAUUGACCAUAGAGUCAUCAAAAGGGUUGAGGAGGGCAUCGAGAAUGGCAUCGACCAGUAUUUCAUUGACUACAACCUCAGCAAAGCUUUUGAAGAGUACAAGGCAAGAUUUCGAGAGCAAGCAAUGACCUAUGUCAUCGAGUUGUACACCGCUCCACUCUUCAUGGUAUCCAAAAGCAAGUGUGAUUUCUUUGCGUCAGAUUCAGGAAAGAAGUACUGGGGGUGGUGGAUCUCUAUCUUCAGUCCUGAAGCUUGGGGUUUCUUCGUGGGAGUGGUAUUCUUCUUCAUUGUCGCCAUGAAAGGACUUGACCAUUGGCUUGACUGGCUUGACACACCAUCCAGACCAGCACGUGCAGGGGCAGCUGCUCCUGCUUCGGUAGCAGCCGCAGCGGAGGCAGGAGCAGCGCAUGCUAGUGCAGGUCAUCCGGAAGGAUGCCUUGACAAACUACCCGGGCCACCUCCAAAGAAAGAUGAGGAAGCGCGAUGCAUGCAGAAGUUCCGCGAGUGCUUUUGCUGUUUCACACACGGACUUGGUGAUGCCCUUCUUGGUGUGUGUGAGGCCUUUGUCAACAAGUCGAAAACCAGCCACAGGAGGGACUCGAACAAACCAAGCCGCGCUCGUCCAUCCCACAUGCUACGUUUGGGCCUGGGCUUCUUCAUUUUGCUGAGCACGGCAGUGUAUGGUGGCGGCGUCACUGCUGAGAUGGUCUCAGCAAAAGAGAUAAAAGGAGAGGUUCCAAGCCUGGAAGAGGCAUCACAACGGAAAAUUCCUCUAUGCACCCACGUAGUUUAUGAAGAACCUCUGCGGCCCUUCCAAGUUGCCAACUUGACAACAUUCUCAAAAAGGUGGGAAGAUGUUUUGAAGAACUUGAAUGGUAAAAAAUGUUCUGCUGCACUUUUGGAUGAUGAGGCUUGGAACACAUUUCGAAGCCGCAAACAGCUUUGUGGCUAUCACAAAGAACCAACAGCAGAGCUUUAUGUGCCUACAGGAGCCGUCGUAUCCAAGCGAGCUUAUCGGACUCUCGAAACCUUCCGAUUUGCUGCCUCUAAAACUGCAUUCUUCUUUGACAAGUCACCGGUGCUCCCAAAUGCUUGCCCUUCAAACUCACCAGAUACUGUUUGCGCCAAAAUCAAGGACGAGGGCGUGCCAUGGUAUACGCUUUUCAGCCUUUUCGUGGUGGCAGCCGGAUGCGGGGUGUGUAGCUUGAUUGGCGUUGCUCACCAUCACUUUGUAAGGCAAGAUGAGGAGAACAAGCAGACUGAAGAGGAGAAGGAGAAGAAGACGAAAGAUGAGGAAAUGAACAAGGCAAACAUGACAAAGAUUCAGAGUCUUUUAGACGGAUUCGGCAAAAUGUCCAAAGUCCUUGAAGAGGAUAGGAAGAAGAACAUGAAGGAUGAGGAAAUGAACAAGGCAAACAUGGCCAAGAUUGAGAGCCUUUUAGUAGACCUUGAAUUCGGCCAAUCUUCCCAAGUCCUCAAGCAAUCCAACCUUCGACCCCAAUCAGAUGCAGCAGGCUCCAAUGCUGUACAAGAUGACGUGGAAUCAUCUGCGAGGUCGACCGGCAGUGGAAGCUCCAGCACCACACCUCCCAACAAACCCACGAACAUUUGCCCGGAGGCAUCGAUGCCCACCAAACAACCGAUUCCAAGGAAGUUCAUGUUCUUGAGCAUUCACAGGGCCUUUGCCGUUGAUUGGCAGAAUGGCCGAUCCGCGCUCUUUGUUCUGGCCGCCGCCGUCCUAGACUCAGACCCAUUGUACGACACCGUUUCGGAGUCGUGUGCACUGGACGGACCAGUGAAAGCUGCUGCAGGCGAUGUGGACGUGACGGAGAUGAUUUUGGUGGUGCAGAGGGUUAAUUUCGAUUUGAUCCUUGUGGUAACAUCCCCUGCAGCACUCCUUGUAAUGCUUGUGUUCGUGAUGUGGGUCCUUGGCGUUGCCACCACGUUGUGCCGCGUAGUCUUGAUGCUUCGUCGAACCUUGCAGAUGGCUCGAAAAGAAGAGAAUUCCACUGCUGUGCAGCGCCUUAUUGCUUGUAGGAGACGGAGCUUUUGGCAAGGAAUUGGCUUCCUUGCCAGUUUGGCAACAUCCUUUAUUCUGUUUCAAGUUGCAAUUAGUGAGGUUUUGGAGACUCUUCUUGAUGAUCCUGGAUAUCUUGUGGGCUUGUACAUCCCCAGGAUCUCUUUUGCUGUCGCUCAGUGUAUCAACAGCGUGGUGAACGUGGCCGGGGUUAUCCUCUUAUCGAAAGCAUACAGACUUUUUCGACUGCCUGGAUCUGCAAGGCCCCCCGCCCUCUCAUGGACUCCAUCCAGAUUUGGCUGCCAAGUGUGUCCCCGCUCUCACUUACGCCAUGACAGUGACACUGACACUGGCAUGAUAAAGGGGUCAGAUUGGGAAGCAAAGACUGAAGAACUGGCCAGCCGUGAGAUCUCUUUGUCAGACCUAUUGGAAUUUUACAGCAAUUUGGGCGUUUGCAUUAUGCCAUCCUUCCAGCCAGAUGUUCACACCACCAACGAUGUGGUUAGACUUGGAAUCAUUCCACGAACUUCUUCCGCUGGUAGCUCCUAUGCUGAGUUUGUGAACAAUGGCAAGAAGGUGAUCCCUAAGAAAAUGGUCACGCACAACUGGCAAAAUCUCUUCCGUGACCUGCUAGCUAGCGUCAUUGCUGAUGCUCUGGGAGAACACAACUUCGAGCUGAUUGCGAAGUUGUUAUCCGACAAGGAAGGGGUUGAGGUUGUGGAGCAAAUUCUCCAGGUUCAAGGACGUCUUCAGGAAACCUAUUGGAUCUGUGCCUUUUCAGUCAAUCAGCACGCUUCAAUUUGUGGAGGAAACCCCAACGGAGACGUCGAUCCAGUCACAAAAAUCCCACAUCCCAUAUGCACUUGCAAUGCUCCAAAGUUCUUCAAUAAGGACCCACCAUUGAAUGAGCAUGGUGAGAGCAUCAAGUGUGAGAUGAACAAAUUUGAUGACAUGAUGGCAUUUCUGGCACGAAAAGAUCCAAAUUUUACAGAGGUCAUUGCUGUGGAUGCCAACCUGGACCUAUUUGGGCGUGCCUGGUGUGUGGCGGAAUUGUUUGAAGCUCAUCGCAUGGGCAUGGCGCAGAACCCGAUGCUCAGGAACACUGCUACCUUGAUGACGAGGCAAAGCACCUUGCAAGACAUCAGGGUGGAAGAUAUGAAAGCCAGUCGUCCUGAAGAUGUGCAACAAAUUCUAGAAAAGAUCCCAGACAAGAAGGCAUUCAAUGAGAAGCUGCAAGAAUUGAUUUUCGAUGGGCAAGUAGGGCUAUUGGCUGCUCGCAAGAAGGCAGACGUGCUGGAACAAAUGGAAGACCUCUCUUAUGUGUUGAAAUGGGCAAGGCUUUCGGAGAGCACAGACGGCGGAGCACUCAUUUGGCGCAGAUGGAUCUGUGCCACGUCCCAUCGGAAUGAUGCUGGGACACGUCGAUUGCUACCUGGAAUCCUUGUCUCAGCUGAUGCAAAGCUGGACGGUGAAGUGAAGAAAGCCGGGACUGCCGUGUUUUUCCAAAAGUCGCUGGCCGCAUUUCUGCAGAAUGAUUCCCUCCGGGUCUUGCACCCGGAGAGCGGUUUGGUACGAGGCUACUUGGGAAACACCGAAUGCCGCAGAUACGAUAAAUACUCGCAAAACCGGAACUGCCAAGGUCGCGUAGCAGAGUUUUGGGAAAGGGCGCUAGAUGAGCUCAACCAGUCCCAAGUUAGAAUUGACCAUACAGUCAUCAGAAGGGGUGAGGAGGGCAUCGACCAAUACUUUAUUGACUACAACCUCACGAAGGCUUUUGAAGAGUACAAGGGAAGAUUUCCGAAGGAAUGGUCUGAAAGGCAAGCAAUGACCUUCAUGAUCGAGUUGUACACCUCUCCAGUCUUCAUGGUAUCCAAAAGCAAGUGUAAUUUCUUUGCGUCAGAAGACUGGGGAUCUUGGAAGUUCUGGUUCUGGUGGGUUGAUGUCUUCAGUCUCGGAGCUUGGGGUUUCUUCGUGGGAGUGGUAUUCUUCUUCAUUGUCGCCAUGAAAGGCCUUGACAAAUGCCUUGACUGCCUUGACAAUCUUGACAGACAAUCCGGAGAAGAGCCUGAAGAGCAGGGAGAGCCCGAAGAGCCACCCGAGGAGCCCGAAAAGCCCCAAGACAAAUGGCAACGACGCGUGGAGAAGUUCUGCAAGUGCUUUUGCUGUUUUACACACGGACUCGCUGAUGCCCUUCUUGGUGUGUUUGAGGCCUUUGUCAACAAGUCGAACACCAGCCACAGGAGGGACCCGAAAAAACCAAGCCGCUCUCGUCCAUCCCACAUGCUACGUUUGGGUUUGGGCUUCUUCGUUUUGCUGAGCACGGCAGUGUAUGGUGCCGGCAUCACCGCAAACAUGAUCCAAGCAAAAGAGGUGGAAGGAGAGGUUCCAAACUUGGAGGAGGCAAAAAGCCGACCAAAUCGUGUCAGUGUGUGCACUCAUUCAGUUUUUGAAGAAUCUUUGGAGUCCCACUGGAAUGACAAAAUCUUGGCAGUAUAUCUGGAUACCUGGGAAUGCGAAGACCGCGUUGCUGAGACUCAUUCCGAUGUUCGGAAGUUUGAAGUUCUCAUGCCUUACAAGGUCCAAGGUCGCAGCAGCAAAGGCCUGGGAACGGGGUGUGCACUGGACGGACCAGUGAAAGCUGCUGCAGGCGAUGUGGACGUGACGGACGUUACUUUUAGUGAGGCUUUCGAGUUCGAGACUCCUGAUGAUGAUCCUGGACAUUAUUGGGGCUUGCACAUCCCCAGCUUCUCUUUUGCUGUAGCUCAGUGUAUCAACAGCGUGGUGAACGUGGCCGGGGUUAUCCUCUUAUCGAAAGCAUACAGACUUUUUCGACUGCCUGGAUCUGCAAGGCCCCCCGCCCUCUCAUGGACUCCAUCCAGAUUUGGCUGCCAAGUGUGUCCCCGCUCUCACUUACGCCAUGACAGUGACACUGACACUGGCAUGAUAAAGGGGUCAGAUUGGGAAGCAAAGACUGAAGAACUGGCCAGCCGUGGGAUCUCUUUGUCAGACAUAUUGGAAUUUUACAGCAAUUUGGGCUUCGGCAUUAUGCCGUCCUUCCAGCCAGAUGUUCACACCACCAACGAUGUGGUUAGACUUGGAAUCAUUCCACGAACUUCUUCCGCUGGUAGCUCCUAUGCUGAGUUUGUGAACAAUGGCAAGAAGGUGAUUCCUAAGAAAAUGGUCACGCACAACUGGCAAAAUCUCUUCCGUGACCUGCUAGCUAGCGUCAUUGCUGAUGCUCUGGGAGAACACAACUUCGAGCUGAUUGCGAAGUUGUUAUCCGACAAGGAAGGGGUUGAGGUUGUGGAGCAAAUUCUCCAGGUUCAAGAGCGUCUUCAGGAAACCUACUGGAUCUGUGCGUUUUCAGUCAAUCAGCACGCUUCAAUUUGUGGAGGAAACCCCAACGGAGACGUCGAUCCAGUCACAAAAAUCCCACAUCCCAUAUGCACUUGCAACGCUCCAAAGUUCUUCAAUAAGGACCCACCAUUGAAUGAGCAUGGUGAGAGCAUCAAGUGUGAGAUGAACAAAUUUGAUGACAUGAUGGCAUUUCUGGCACGAAAAGAUCCAAAUUUUACAGAGGUCAUUGCUGUGGAUGCCAACCUGGACCUAUUUGGGCGUGCCUGGUGUGUGGCGGAAUUGUUUGAAGCUCAUCGCAUGGGCAUGGCGCAGAACCUGAUGCUCAGGAACACUGCUACCUUGAUGACGAGGCAAAGCACCUUGCAAGACAUCAGGGUGGAAGAUAUGAAAGCCAGUCGUCCUGAAGAUGUGCAACAAAUUCUAGAAAAGAUCCCAGACAAGAAGGCAUUCAAUGAGAAGCUGCAAGAAUUGAUUUUCGAUGGGCAAGUAGGGCUAUUGGCUGCUCGCAAGAAGGCAGACGUGCUGGAACAAAUGGAAGACCUCUCUUAUGUGUUGAAAUGGGCAAGGCUUUCGGAGAGCACAGACGGCGGAGCACUCAUUUGGCGCAGAUGGAUCUGCAGCUCAAGCUGA